This is a messenger RNA of Coniophora puteana RWD-64-598 SS2, 1005 nucleotides long. RefSeq names its product Pkinase-domain-containing protein. Gene Ontology annotation, biological process: microtubule cytoskeleton organization; intracellular signal transduction; protein phosphorylation. Gene Ontology annotation, molecular function: ATP binding; protein serine/threonine kinase activity; tau-protein kinase activity. The record is from RefSeq and is a predicted model, not a curated record. Gene Ontology annotation, cellular component: cytoplasm. The transcript has 2 exons. The annotation marks the transcript as partial. Lineage: Eukaryota; Fungi; Basidiomycota; Agaricomycetes; Boletales; Coniophoraceae.
AUGGACCAGUUCGAUGACACUCCCCGCGCCCCGCCCCUAAAGUAUACCGCCCACCUCGGCACACGCUGGCAGAAAGAAAAAGACGCCGCAGAAAACGGCUCCUUCGACUUCCCCGGCGACCCAAAGUUCAUCGGCAGCUGGAUCCUCGGCGAGUGCAUCGGCAAAGGCGCCUCGGGACGCGUCCGCAUCGCCCGCCACCGCACAACCCGCCAGCUCGCCGCCGUAAAGAUCCUCCCCAUCCAGCCCCUGAUCCACUCACGCGCUUCCUUGUCUACCCAGCUCGCCAAGUCCGAGAAGCAGCGCCUCGGCAUCGACCGCGAGAUCAUCAUGAUGCGCCUCAUGGAACACCCGAACGUCCUCCGCAUAUACGACGUCUACGAGGGCGACACCGAGCUCUAUCUCGUCCUCGAGUACGUCGAGGGCGGCGAGCUCUUUGAUUUUCUUGUCAAUCGCGGCAGGCUGCCCAUGCUCGAGGCCCUUGCGUUCUUCAAGCAGAUUAUCUAUGGGCUUAACUAUGCGCAUACAUUCAAGAUUAUUCAUCGUGAUCUCAAACCGGAAAACAUCCUCAUCCAGUCGAUAAACCCUCCGCUCAUCAAGAUCGCUGACUGGGGCAUGGCUGCGUUUGCCCCACCCAAGUGGCAGCUCGAGACGAGCUGCGGCAGCCCCCACUACGCCAGCCCUGAGAUCGUCAAUGGGCUCAAGUACGAAGGCACAGCGACGGACAUCUGGAGCUGCGGCGUCAUCCUAUUUGCUCUCCUUACAGGCCGCCUUCCUUUUGACGACAAGAAUGUGCGCGUGCUGCUGAGCAAGGUCAAGCACGGCAAGUACGAGAUCCCCUCAUACGUCGACCUACAGGCGCGCGAUCUCCUCACGCGUAUGUUGGUCGUCGACGUUGAGAAGCGUAUUUCUAUUCCUGAAAUCCUUGCGCACCCCUGGUUCCAGCACCCUACUCCGGGUGUCGAAUACGCGCCCGCACCACCGGUCGCCAAGCUCGCGCAGCCCAUC